Scylla paramamosain (green mud crab) is the source of this 1251-nucleotide messenger RNA. Its product is annotated as gastrula zinc finger protein XlCGF57.1-like. Gene Ontology annotation, molecular function: RNA polymerase II cis-regulatory region sequence-specific DNA binding; DNA-binding transcription factor activity, RNA polymerase II-specific. The record is from RefSeq and is a predicted model, not a curated record. Bases 1 to 1251 code for a protein of 416 amino acids. NCBI's taxonomy places the organism in Eukaryota, Metazoa, Arthropoda, Malacostraca, Decapoda, Portunidae. Gene Ontology annotation, biological process: regulation of transcription by RNA polymerase II. The transcript has a single exon.
AUGGAGGAUGUGACGCCAGGCAGCAGCAGCAGCAGCAGCAGCAGCAGGAACAGCUGGGAGCAGCAGGCGACCCCAGGCGUGAGGACCUACACUUGUGACCACUGCGGCAAAGUGUGCUCCACCAAGGCUGCCAUUGCCAGACACGUCCUCUCCCAUGCCGGCAAGACAAGGCUGAGAGGCAGGAGUGGCCCCACUGAACACACUGCCACACACACUGGCGGCAGGAACCACAAGUGUGACCACUGCGGGAAGACAUUUGCCCGGAAGAGUCAUCUUGCAUCACACAUCCUCACCCACACUGGGGAGAGAAAGUUCCAGUGUCUGGAGUGUGGGAAAAGAUUCACCCAGAAAGGCCAUCUUGACACACACAUCCUCACCCACACUGGGGAGAGAAAGUUCCAGUGCCUGGAGUGUGGGAAAAGAUUUACCCAUAAAGGUAAUCUUAACAAACACAUCCUCACCCACACUGGGGAGAGAAAGUUCCAGUGCCUGGAGUGUGGGAAAAGAUUUACCCUGAAAGGUGAUCUUAACAGACACAUCCUCACCCACACUGGGGAGAGAAAGUUCCAGUGCCUGGAGUGUGGGAAAAGAUUUAUUCAUAAAGGUCAUCUUAAUCAACACAUCCUCACCCACACUGGGGAGAGAAAGUUCCAGUGCCUGGAGUGUGGGAAAAGAUUUACCCUGAAAGGUGAUCUUAACACACACAUCCUCACCCACACUGGGGAGAGAAAGUUCCAGUGCCUGGAGUGUGGGAAAAGAUUUACCCAUAAAGGUAAUCUUAACAAACACAUCCUCACCCACACUGGGGAGAGAAAGUUCCAGUGCCUGGAAUGUGGGAAAAGAUUUACCCUGAAAGGUGAUCUUAACAGACACAUCCUCACCCACACUGGGGAGAGAAAGUUCCAGUGCCUGGAGUGUGGGAAAAGAUUCACCCAGAAAGGCCAUCUUGACACACACAUCCUCACCCACACUGGGGAGAGAAAGUUCCAGUGCCUGGAGUGUGGGAAAAGAUUUACCCUGAAAGGUGAUCUUAACACACACAUCCUCACCCACACUGGGGAGAGAAAGUUCCAGUGCCUGGAGUGUGGGAAAAGAUUUACCCUGAAAGGUAAUCUUAACAAACACAUCCUCACCCACACUGGGGAGAGAAAGUUCCAGUGCCUGGAAUGUGGGAAAAGAUUUACCCUGAAAGGUGAUCUUAACAAACACAUCCUCACCCACACUGGGGAGAGAAAGUUCCAGUGCCUGUAG